CAGAAUGCCCCACUUUGCUGGUCAUUUAUUUUCUGCGCGCAGUUCUUCAAAAUGUAUCCCAAAAUGAUUCGCUUGGGAUUUACUUUGGUGCUGCUUGGUUUGUUCCUUGAGGUCCGUGCUCAAAAUGAAGUAAUAGAAGAAGGAAGUAUUUGCCAAGCCGGUGAUGUGAUUGGUCAGUGCGUAGGAAUCCGUGAGUUCCCAAAGUAUCUGAGCCUGCUGGGCCAGCGGAAACAUUCCGAUGAGGACAUCCGAUUCUUGCUACUGCAUCAGUGCGGUUAUACCAGCACUCGAAAGUUGCUCGCCUGUCGACCGGUGAAACUGAAUGACCCCGGUUGUGGGCGACAGUUUAGUGAUCGAAUCGUCAAGGGUAAACUAGCUGGGCUGGAUGAUUAUCCCUGGCUGGCCCUGUUUCAGUACCAGAAACCUCGUGACGAAACCGGAUUUCAUUGCGGCGGUGCUCUAAUUAACAUUCGGUACGUCCUAUCGGCAGCGCACUGCUUUGUGGGACUGCGCAGUGGUUGGAAAGCGAUUAAGGUUAGGCUGGGUGAGUGGGACUUCGAAGCGGAACAAGACUGCAUCGAGGAUGCAGGGGACCUGCAUUGUGCGCCACCCGUACAGGAGUUCGAGCUGGAGGCAAUUAUUCCUCAUGAGGAUUUUUCCAUUCGAGAUCUAAAUAAGCAGCAUGAUAUUGCUUUGGUGUGUUUGAGCAGGGACGCCAUUUUCACCAACUAUGUUAAACCAAUCUGUAUUCCUGAGGCGGAUAGUGUUAGUAGUGAGCAAUUGUACAGUGGGGUUUUGCUGGCCUCUGGAUGGGGAAAGACUGAGAAUGCAUCUUCCAGCCGAUAUAAACUUCACACACAAUUACGGGCCGUUGACUACAUGGAUUGUAGGGCUGCAUACGCGAAAGCAUUGCGCAUUGAGUUGAACACCGGUCAGAUUUGCGCUGGGGGUAAGAACAGUCAGGAUACCUGCAAUGGAGAUUCCGGUGGACCGUUGAUGAAGGAAGUUGCAGUGCAAGGACGGUUCUACCUGGCAGGAGUUGUGAGCUUUGGGCCAAGGCGUUGUGGUGAUCAGCUUCCGGGAGUUUACACGGCAGUUGAGGAAUACCUUCCGUGGAUUGCUAGAAACGUGUUGGAAUUUACUUAGUGUUCUGAUCUUUUAGGGUUAUUUUGAUUAAGUACAAGCUCAACUACAUUGAAUGAAGGUCAAGGUUGUAAUCAAGACUAAUUCAAAUGCAGAAAAAGAAUGGUCAUAGUUAGCCUUGAAUAUUUUAAGAUGAUAUCAUAGAUCAAAAAUAUUACUAAGGUAUACUAAGUAGUUGUUACAACAUCCUAAAGUUUGAGAAAUUGUCGGAGGAAAAUUGUUUAAAAUGUUGUAAACGCGUUAUGUGCAGAUUAAGCAUCUGCACAUACAGUUGGUUAAAUUCGUAAGAAUAUUCAAACAUUGUUGUUGUUUCAACGAUUCAGAAGUUUAUGUUCGGACUCCGCUUAGAAAAAAAAAAUAUAUCAAAGACUGUUCAGGAACACUGCAACUUAGAGCAAUAGGUCGAUUCCAUUAAGGAAUUGAAAAAUAAUCAUUUUCCAGAAUUUGACCGGCGGCAGAAAGUUGGUCAACUGCGCUUUUCACCAUUUAAUGGGUACGUACUCUUUUGAUAUUAAAUAAAUAAUUCGAGUGGACCUUC
Messenger RNA from Wyeomyia smithii (pitcher-plant mosquito), 1681 nucleotides. RefSeq names its product CLIP domain-containing serine protease B4-like. The coding region runs from base 52 to 1146 and encodes 364 amino acids. The transcript is spliced from 3 exons. Gene Ontology annotation, biological process: proteolysis. Lineage: Eukaryota; Metazoa; Arthropoda; Insecta; Diptera; Culicidae. Gene Ontology annotation, molecular function: serine-type endopeptidase activity. The record is from RefSeq and is a predicted model, not a curated record.